Molecule: messenger RNA, 538 nt
Organism: Penaeus indicus
Lineage: Eukaryota; Metazoa; Arthropoda; Malacostraca; Decapoda; Penaeidae
Product: anti-lipopolysaccharide factor-like
Exons: 3
Coding region: 69-437 (122 amino acids)
Source: RefSeq, a predicted model, not a curated record
CUCUGACGCAUCGACUGCAGGACCGCACACAAUCUAACACCAGGACAGAAGAGUGUAAUACCCAAACGAUGAGAGUGUGUGUGCUGACGAUGGCGCUGACGGUGGCGCUGGCGGUCGCUCUUCCUUCGCAGUGCAGCGCCGCGGACUGGGGGGCGUUCAUGCCCUCCAUCGCGACGAGAUUAACAGGAUUGUGGGAGACGGGAGAGCUGGAGUUGCUGGAACACUACUGCGUCUACAGCGUGAAGCCAACAUUCCAGCGGUGGCAGUUGUACUUCAUCGGCAGCAUGUGGUGUCCCGGAUGGACACCCAUUAGGGGCGUGGCCGAAACGCGCAGCAGGUCGGGAGUGGUUGGGAAAAUGACACAAGAUUUCGUCAGGAAAGCCUUAAGAGCGGGUCUUUUGUCUGAAGAAGAGGCCCAAGACUGGCUCAGUCAUUGACAAGCUGCUGAUGAAUAUGAGUCAAGCGAAUUUUACAUCAUAAAUUAUUGACUUUAUCUGUACAUAUACGAAGUAUUUUGAAGUACAUAAUCUUAACAUAC